Molecule: messenger RNA, 933 nt
Organism: Anopheles aquasalis
Lineage: Eukaryota; Metazoa; Arthropoda; Insecta; Diptera; Culicidae
Product: complex III assembly factor LYRM7
Biological process (GO): mitochondrial respiratory chain complex III assembly
Cellular component (GO): mitochondrial matrix
Molecular function (GO): protein folding chaperone
Source: RefSeq, a predicted model, not a curated record
AAUUUGACAGCUGGCAAGUGGGAGCACUUUAUUCUAAACACCUUAACCACCCGACCAAAACAAAAGUGGCUGCGCUUGCGGUGUUGUUGCGUAAAGAAACAACUAUUUUUCGACCGCUUCUCUGUUGCUACCGGCAAUAAAAUCAUGAGUUCUCUUCGGCGUGAGGCCUUGCGGUGGUACAAGAUACUGCAGCGCACGAAAAAUGAGGUCUUUGCCGGGGAUUUCCGAACCAUCACGGCCGCCAGACAACGCAUCCGGGAAGAGUACAUCAAGAACAAAGACCUAACGGACGAAAAAGAAAUCCAAGAGAAAAUUAAAAUUGCGAAGGAUGUCGAUGUCGAGUUGCGCAGUUCGGUCGUGCAGGCCGUGCGAAAGAAUCCAACCGUGUUUGAGGCACGGAUCACUCCCGACACGAGAAAGUUGGACAACGUCAUGUUCGAUCCGGAGGCCGAGCUGCCGCCGCCCCGCAGCAAGAAGUGUAAUGAUAAGAAAUAGUCAAACGUCUUCCAACCGUAGCAAAAGCAAGCUGUUUGUAAAUAGUUAGAGUAGUUUGUGGGGCUUCUGCGUCCCCAAAGUCCAAUAUUCAGGAGCAUUUCUAAAAUCGCCCUCCCAGCGUAUUCACUCAGCCACAACCGGUGACCGAUUGUAUCGGCAAAGAGUACUCGCGCAGUUGGCGCAGUGGAAGUAAUCGAGGGGGAUGACUAACGUUUACUUUCCGAAAACGCAAUAUGAAGAACAGCUUGAGUUGUUGUGAUGAUGCCGAAGAAAAAUUCUAUCUUUAUUUAUUUUUUAGUGAAUUCGAGUACCGCUAGCAAGAUGUUUUGUGCAGACAUAUCCUUCAUAAACAACCUCGUUGUUCGUUAUCUAAAUGAAAGCUGUAAUUGGUGUGCAUUAUUAUGCAAUCAGAAUAUAAAGCACUGUUGAAAUCAUGCA